This is a messenger RNA of Symbiodinium natans, 465 nucleotides long. The record is from the annotation of a GenBank genome assembly. NCBI's taxonomy places the organism in Eukaryota, Dinophyceae, Suessiales, Symbiodiniaceae.
AUGGUGCUGUGCACUCCCCUCCUGCGCACUUUCACGCCGGCGCGGCGUGCGGCAGCUUUUCUGGCUUCGGCGGCGGGCAACAAUGUUGGCACACCACAGGGAGGUGCCGAGGACGAGGACCGGCAGAAGGAGCAGGAGCGGCGAAAGAUGCGCAGGGAAAAUGUUGAGUUCUUGCACAAGCAGAUGCUUGAGAAACAGCAGCGGCGCAACAAGGACGUAGAGUUUGAGCAGGCGAAGCUACGGGAGAGCGAGGACCUGGCAAGAAAGGAGGCCAACAAAGAGUCCAAGAAGCAAGAGGAUCUGCAGAAGAGAAAAAGCCAGUACAAGGACGACCUGGUGGAGCAGAUGGCCGCCCGUCAGGCGGGGAAGCUUCGUGGCCAAAUGAUCCGAGAGGAUGCCAUGAGUGACAUGGAGAUUGCGCUGAACAAGGACAUGCUCUCCAAACUUUCCGUGUACGACCGCUGA